Rasamsonia emersonii CBS 393.64 is the source of this 348-nucleotide messenger RNA. RefSeq lists its product as uncharacterized. The coding region runs from base 1 to 348 and encodes 115 amino acids. The record is from RefSeq and is a predicted model, not a curated record. NCBI's taxonomy places the organism in Eukaryota, Fungi, Ascomycota, Eurotiomycetes, Eurotiales, Trichocomaceae. The transcript is spliced from 3 exons.
AUGAUGUAUCACAUCAGCUUAUAUGACUACCGAAUCCAGUUAGACCGUCCAUGGGUACAUUCAUAUGGACAAAUCGAGAGACUCAUUUGGUGGGAUUCAUGGGAUAAUCCAUGUGGACAACAACUGACAUCAACAGGUAUUCAUCGUCUAUCGCAUGGUAUAUAUACCCCUUAUCUAUUGAAUAAGUCAAAAGCCACACAGGCUAAUUUGGUUGUAACCCUGGCUUCAGGCUAUCUGGAUAAAUCCGAUGAAGCCAAGGCUAGAAGAAGCCAACUGGCAGGUACAGUACAUGAACCAGUCAGGCACAUGCCCCAAAUAAUAUUGGCGAGGAAAUAUAUUUUCACCUAG